This is a messenger RNA of Spea bombifrons (plains spadefoot toad), 2638 nucleotides long. RefSeq names its product fukutin (gene FKTN). The coding region runs from base 210 to 1595 and encodes 461 amino acids. The record is from RefSeq and is a predicted model, not a curated record. The transcript is spliced from 10 exons. Lineage: Eukaryota; Metazoa; Chordata; Amphibia; Anura; Pelobatidae. Gene Ontology annotation, cellular component: Golgi membrane.
GCCGUCGACACCAGAUGCGCGCGCCCUUCUUGCAGGGCGGAGCUUAUCUUCCGGUGUCGUACUGGUAUAGCAAAAAGCGGAAUGUGACUUUGCUGUCAAGCGGAGAAUCCCAUCGGUAGACAAGCUCCUAGGUUUCUUUCUCCAUGUUAUCCCAGAAGGAUGACAAGGACUGCGAUGAAGUUUGAUCAGAUCUUAACAAGUCCUGGGUGAUGCAACGAAUCAAUAAAAACGUGGUUUUAGCUGUUCUAACAGCUGCAAGUUCCCUGUUUCUUCUUUUUCAGCUCUACUACUAUAAAUAUUAUAUAUCUGUAAAGAAUGGUCCAACAUUUUCUAAACUAAAGGGAAGUUUAUCAUCACAAGAACGCACACAAUGGCAGGUGGUUAAGACUUUCCUAAAUCUGGCUUCCAGUCAUAAUGUGCCAGUGUAUCUUGUUGACUCUUUGGUUUUGAGUCAGCUGAGCAAGAACUUGGACCAGCUAAGAAGCUCGCCUGACAGUGUUCACUCUGAAUGCCAAUAUUUCUGCAAGCACAGAGAUGUUACCACCUUUGCACUCCUCGAUAAGAUAUGGGAACAUAAAGGUCACUUUUUUCGAUCUGCAGAGAAAAUGGGAUUUCAGUGGCAGAAGUAUGAGGGGAAGGACCCAAGACUGGAGGGAAUGGAGGAUUUGUCGGGGACACAAAUACCUUUGCACUAUAUCUUCAAAAUGGCAGCUCACGCUAUCCACUUGGUUGUGUUCUACGAGAGGAGUGGCAACUAUCUUUGGCACGGCCCUUUACGCCUGAAGAAGAAUAUGGAUCGAAAGUUUGCUCCUUUUCGGAAACUUCAGUUUGGUAGAUAUGCUGGCGCAUUUAAUAGAGCUGAACUGACCCAGAUCACUAUUGAUGGAUUAAAGGUCCAGAUUCCAAAAGACCCUUCUCAGUUUCUAAAAGAGAUGGCCCAUUCACGUUUUCUUGAGUGCAGAUUCAAAGAAGCUCGGGCUUUUUUUCAGCUUUACCCUGAUGACAUCUCUCCCGAAGGGAUAGAGUUCAGAAAGAAAGCAAAGGCGUUACUGCAUUUGGCUGCAUUUACACUGGAUAACCUUGGAGUUAGUUUCUGGUUAAGCAGUGGGACUUGUUUAGGUUGGUACAGGCAAUGCAAUAUUAUACCAUACAGCAAAGAUGUGGACAUAGGUAUAUUUAUAAAGGACUACAAAUCAGAUAUUAUCCCAGCAUUUCAAAAUGCAGGACUCCCUUUGAAGCAUAAAUUCGGAAAGGUAGAAGACAGUUUGGAGCUCUCAUUUCUUGGGAGCGAUGAUGUGAAACUUGACGUUUUUUUCUUCUAUGAAGAAGAUGAUUACAUGUGGAAUGGAGGAACUCAAGUGAAGUCCGGAAAGAAAUUCAAAUACCUCUUUCCAAAGUUUACACAUUGCUGGACUGAAUUUGCAGAAAUGAAAGUUCGAGUGCCGUGUGAAACCCUAGAAUACCUGGAAGCAAAUUAUGGAAAAGGCUGGGAUGUUCCUGUCAAGAUUUGGGACUGGAAAAGUUCUCCACCCAAUGUACAGCCUAAUGGCAUGUGGCCUGUAGAUGAGUGGGAUGAUGUCAUUCAGAUAUACUAAAGAAAAUGGCAGUGUGAGAUCACAGUAAUGUUUGAAGUUUAGUAAGGAUCUACUACAUUAGGGCAUAAGUGCACCAUGGUGAAGAAAACUCCCAAGUAUACUGCUGUUGUAGAAUGAUGUCAUACUAAAGUGCACCAGUUUUCUUAUGAUUUUUAUGUUGAUAAUUUGUAAAUGUAAACCUAUUUCUUUUAGAAAAUUCUGAUAUCGCUGCCCGGCGUUCCCACUAUUUAUUGUUCAGCUUAACUGUAUUUUUUUCAUUUGUAAACACAACCUACUCACAUAUAACUGUGUCUAAUAGCAACAAGUUUAAAGGCUACAUUGGUAAAAUUGAGUAUUCUGCAACUGAUGUCUGAACUCUACAACAUUUUUGGUCGUGUGCAGUAGAAGAGAUAAUUAGUAACACAAACAUGAAGAGUGAUACAAAUGUGUUGAAAAUAAUUGGCCACUCUUUAAACAAAAAAAGCUUCAUUCAGCUGUAAAGUCUAGCAUUGUAAAAUAUAAGUUACAGUAAUUAUAUUAUGUUGCAGAGGGCCCAUCCUUGUUAACCCCUUAAGGACAAUGGGAGGUCCCAAAACCCAUUGAAAACGAUGCAUUUUGAUCCUGUACAUGUACGGGCUUUGUCAUUAAGGGGUUAAUAAUAAAAAAUAAAAAAAAUUGGAUAAAUCGAGUUCAGGUUCAGAACCUUUCCAAGAGGAUUCUGUGUUUUUUUGGUUGACAAUUUAAAAAACUGUUUACUUUAUACAAUUGGCUGAGCUCUUCCUUAACACAACCACUGAAAGGGAAUGUCAUGCAGCGUACUGCAACCACAAGUCACUCAGAAUUCAAGUGAAUGGGUCAUCCUGUUAGUUGGGAGGGUAUGUCUUAUAAUUUCUUUGGUGACAUUGUCUAAAAUAUUUGAUUCGUAUUGUCUAGUGAAUAUAUAAUUUUUUUCCCCCCUGGUUUUUGUGAUUCAUGCAAACUGCUGCUGCUACGGUUCUCGGAUACAGAAUCUACCUACCUCACAUACUGUUCUACGAUUAAAGGAAAACUACCAUGAACACAAA